Messenger RNA from Thyridium curvatum, 1359 nucleotides. RefSeq lists its product as uncharacterized. The coding region runs from base 1 to 1359 and encodes 452 amino acids. The record is from RefSeq and is a predicted model, not a curated record. NCBI's taxonomy places the organism in Eukaryota, Fungi, Ascomycota, Sordariomycetes, Thyridiales, Thyridiaceae. The transcript has 3 exons.
AUGGAGUUCACAAGUCAAGUCCUUCUCUUCCCCCCGGAACGCCUAGAAUCAUAUCAAUCACCCACAAAGACGAGUAUCUCGGAAGAACACAGCAAGUCCUACGCAGAGAAGAGGUUUAUCGAGCUCAGAGAGCACAAGCUAUGCCGUAGUGUCAAAAAGACUCUUGACAGCAAACCUCUCCAACAGCCCGAGGUCAAAGGCGGCAGCCAUGGCCCGGUACCCGGCCGGGUUCAGGUGCAAGUGGUCCCCGGUGUCGUACUCGGGCCGCAGCCUGGCCCCGUCCGCCGGGUCCCGCACCGCCGCGUCAAAGUCGACGACGGCGUCGAACCGCCCGGCCUCGCGGAUCCACGCGUUGACCCGCUGCCGCGCGGCCUCCCGCUCGGGCGUCCCGUACGCCUGCCCCUCGCCCGUGAACGGCGUGAUCGUCGCCCCGAACACGGCCAUCCCGCGCCCGUGCAGCCGCGUGACGACCUGCUCGUACGCGCCGACCAGCCCGUCCGCCACGCGCUCCUGGGCCGCGGCCGUCGAGCCCGCCGUGCCCAUGUCGUUGACGCCCUCGAACACGAGCGCCCACGCGGCGCCGCUGCGCCCCACGACGUCCCGCCCGAUGCGGCCCAGCGCGUUGGGCCCCAGGCCGUCGGCCAGCACGCGGUUGCCGCCCGCCGCCUCGUUGACCACGGCGACGGCGGCGCCCGCGCCCCGCAGGCGCGCCUGCAGCGCGUCGGUCCACCGGUCGUUGCCGUUGGUCGUGCUGCCGCGCCCGUCGGUGAUGCUGUCGCCCACGGCGACCAGGGCCGCCGCGGCGCGCGGCAGCCACGCCUCGACGGAGGCGAGCAAGUACCAGUGGUCCGCGCGGCCGGCGCCGGGGAGCGCCGCGAGGUCCGGCGCGUCGAGGCCGUUGCCCGGCGCCAUGUGGCUGGUCGUGCGGCUGCCGGGGUGGCCCGUGACGGCGUUGGUGGCCUGCCCGCGCGCGAGGUAGAUCGUCACCGCCAGGUCGGACUGGGCCUCGAGCGGGAGGUCGAGCGGGUCCGAGAUGGCCAGGGCGCCGUUGGGGACGGUGAACGAGGCGGAGGAGCCGCCGGAGAAUGUGACGGGGCGGGACGAGCCGGGGACGAUGGCGCUGGAGCCCGAGGCGGAGCCGUUGACCGAGCCCGAGCCCGGAGCCGGUAUGGCUACCGAGACGGCGGUGAUGGGCAGGUCGGAGCCGCCGAAGGCGUUGCUGAUCCGGAGCCGUAUGGUCUUGGCAGCCAGGCCGACCCGCACCGUCUGGCGGAGCGUGGCGUUUUGAAAGACGACGCCCGUUUGGUUCUAUUGGAGAAUGAUGUCAGGUUUCGACUUGUGUGUACGACAUAUAUAUGA